CACUACUAUUUUACAUAGUUUAGUUACAUUCAUACAAGGACCAACCCAAAUCCCUUUUCCUUUCUUUCUCUUCUUUUCUUUGUUUUUUUCCCCCACCUCUCCACUCCCUUGUCUGCUAGAGCUUACAAAACCUGCUUAUUUGGGACAAACAAAAGGAGAGAAGAAGGAAGAAGAAGACCUCAAAACUCGACAUCAAUGAAUGAAGAACGAGCUGUCUAGUUUUUGUGCGGCGUAAACAACGCCGGGGAACCUCUCAACAACCCCAAAACCCAGAGGGGUGUAGUUGAGUGUAAUUUGUAAGCGAAAGAAAGGUAAAAGAGAAAGAAGGAAGGGCCAGAGAUGGUGGGGUCAGGAGCUUCAGACAGGAGCAAAGAAGCUGUUGGGAUGAUGGCCCUUCACGAGGCCCUUAGAACCGUCUGCCUCAAUUCAGACUGGACUUACUCUGUUUUCUGGACAAUCCGCCCUCGUCCAAGAAUCAGAGGAGGGAAUGGAUGCAAAGUUGGGGACGACAAUGGCAGCUUGAUGUUAAUGUGGGAAGAUGGGUUUUGCCGAGGGAGAGUUUCAGAGUGCUUGGAGGAGAUUGAUGGGGAUGAUCCUGUUAGAAAAGCCUUCAGCAAGAUGUCGAUUCAGCUAUAUAAUUAUGGAGAAGGGCUGAUGGGGAAAGUUGCAUCAGAUAAGUGCCAUAAAUGGGUGUUCAAAGAACCCACAGAAUGCGAGCCAAACAUUUCAAAUUACUGGCAAAGUUCAUUUGAUGCUCUUCCUCCAGAAUGGACUGAUCAGUUUGAUUCAGGAAUUCAGACCAUUGCUGUCAUUCAAGCUGGACAUGGCCUCCUUCAACUUGGUUCCUGCAAGAUUAUACCAGAAGAUCUGCAUUUUGUGCUGAGAAUGAGGCAUACUUUUGAAUCACUUGGGUACCAAUCUGGUUAUUAUUUGACUCAACUCUUUUCUUCAAAUAGAAACUCAUCCACUUCUCCAAUGGCUUCCAAGCAAGCUUCCAUUCCCAUUCACCCACCUCCCAGCCUCCUCAAUUGGGCACAAAGGCCAAUCCCAUCUCCUCCAACAUCCCUCCUUCCUUCACCCAACUUCCACGCCUCCAAUAGGCUCGGUUUCCCGCAGUCGAAAGACGAGACACACAUGUUUCUGUUACCGCAUUCGUCCGAAGCUCGAAUGGAAGACGUGAUGGGUGAUCACGACAAUGAUAUCAAAUGGCCAAACGGGUUGUCUUUGUUCAAUGCCCUCACUGGACGUGCUGAUGACGCUAAGCUUCUAUUCAACCCAGAGAGCUUAGGAACCAAACCUGAUCAAACUCAACACCCGAACGGAGGUAACUCGAACGAGUUCUUGAGCCUAGAUAGCCAAUCUGAGAAUAGUAGGAAGAUGGAAAGCAAGUUCAAGAGAAGCUUUACCUUGCCUGCAAGAAUGGCUUCGUCGUCAUCGUCAACUUCCCUCGACCAUAAUCCACAUCAAUCGGUCGAAUACCGAAACUCGUCGGAGCAGGCAGGCAUGUACUCGGACGUGAUGGAGACGUACUUGGAAUGAAGAUGGGAAAGCUUUGUGGUUUCUGUAUUGCCUUUAAUUUCAGUUAGUUUGUUCAUGGAUUUGGAUGUUCUGUUCUUUGUAGUUUCAUCUAUAUAUAUGCGUUUCUCACAA
Molecule: messenger RNA, 1650 nt
Organism: Cucurbita pepo subsp. pepo (vegetable marrow)
Lineage: Eukaryota; Viridiplantae; Streptophyta; Magnoliopsida; Cucurbitales; Cucurbitaceae
Product: Serine/threonine-protein kinase WNK (With No Lysine)-like protein
Source: RefSeq, a predicted model, not a curated record